Dictyostelium discoideum AX4 is the source of this 1014-nucleotide messenger RNA. RefSeq lists its product as hypothetical. The transcript is spliced from 3 exons. The record is from RefSeq and is a predicted model, not a curated record. Lineage: Eukaryota; Evosea; Eumycetozoa; Dictyosteliales; Dictyosteliaceae. The coding region runs from base 1 to 1014 and encodes 337 amino acids. Gene Ontology annotation, biological process: proteolysis. Gene Ontology annotation, molecular function: cysteine-type peptidase activity; cysteine-type endopeptidase activity.
AUGAAAGUUUUAUCUGUUCUUUGUGCUUUAUUAAUUACAGUUGCAACUGCAAAACAAGAAUUAUCAGAAUCUCAGUAUAGAGAUGCAUUCACUGAUUGGAUGAUCAGUAAUCAAAAAUCAUAUAGUUCAAGUGAAUUCAUAACUCGUUAUAAUAUUUUCAAAACAAAUUUUGACUACAUCGAGGAAUGGAAUUCAAAAGGUAGUGAAACAGUUUUGGGUUUAAAUAAAAUGGCUGAUAUCACAAAUGAAGAAUAUAGAUCAUUAUACUUAGGUAAACCAUUUGAUGCCUCAUCAUUAAUUGGUACAAAAGAAGAGAUUUUAUUUAGUAAUAAAUUUUCAUCAACAGUUGACUGGAGAAAAAAAGGUGCUGUUACCCAUGUAAAAAAUCAACAAUCUUGUUCUGGUUGUUGGUCAUUUUCAGCUACUGGAGCAACUGAAGGUGCCCAUAAACUUGCUAAUAAUGGUACAAAUGAAUUGGUUUCAUUAUCUGAACAAAAUUUAAUUGAUUGUUCAACUCCAUUUGGUAAUACUGGGUGUAAUGGUGGAGUGAUAACAUAUGCAUUUGAAUAUAUUAUUAGUAAUGGGGGUAUAGAUACAGAGAAAUCAUAUCCAUUUGAAGGUACAGAUGGAACUUGUCGUUAUAAAUCUGAAAAUUCGGGUGCAACAAUUUCAUCAUAUGUAAAUGUUACAUUUGGUUCAGAAAGUUCAUUAGAAUCUGCUGUAAAUGUUAAUCCAGUUGCAUGUUCAAUUGAUGCAUCACAUAGUAGUUUUCUAUUUUAUAAAUCUGGUAUUUAUUUUGAACCAGCUUGUUCGAGAACCAACCUUGAUCAUGGUGUUUUAGUAGUUGGUUAUGGUACUGAAAAUAGCCAAUCACAAGAUUCAAGUAGUGAACCAAAUCAUUCAAAUUAUUGGAUUGCUAAAAACUCUUGGGGAAUAAAUGGUUAUAUUUUAAUGAGCAAGGAUAGAGAUAAUAUGUGUGGAAUUUCAACAUUAGCAUCAUUCCCAAUUGUAUAA